Molecule: messenger RNA, 6967 nt
Organism: Armigeres subalbatus
Lineage: Eukaryota; Metazoa; Arthropoda; Insecta; Diptera; Culicidae
Gene: obe
Product: activating signal cointegrator 1 complex subunit 3
Exons: 10
Coding region: 204-6731 (2175 amino acids)
Molecular function (GO): ATP binding; nucleic acid binding; ATP hydrolysis activity
Source: RefSeq, a predicted model, not a curated record
AACGUUUCCUUUUCUGUCUGCACGGUUGAUCAACGCAAGAAACGUUUGCAGUCUUUGCAGCAGUUAUUUUGCCAAGAAAUCGCGUUUUAUUUCACAUUUUGGAGUGAAUUUUGUGUUGUUUUGUCAAAAAGUUUCUGUAGCAAUCGUUUAAUUGAAAUUAGUUCUGAAGCGAACCGAUAUUUUUUCGGCACACCAGUCCGAUCAUGGGCGAUCUACCUAAACUUUCUCGCUCGAUGCGGGCCAACACAGAUUUGGACAUUCGCCGGGUGCUCAUCAGUCGGGCUGAAGACCGUCCCAAAAUACAGAUGUUUCGCAGCAAGGAGGCCAAAAGCGGUGUAUCUUGGAAGGAACUGAAGUUGUUCAUCAAUCAAAAGGUGGAUCCGAAAGAGGCGUCAGUAUUGACGAAUCAGUUACGUGACCUAUGGAAUCACUGUCGGGAAAUGCUUGGCAGCGAGGAGAAUGCCGUCUUAGUGGACGAAGCUGCCAUUUUCAUCCUGCGAUUGUUCAUGGACCAGAAGAUUGUCAUGUUGAAGCAUACCUCACGCAUUAAGAAGGUUUUUGGUCAGGUACCAAAUGCGCUUAUCAAUAAGAUGUGUGUGCUAGUUUCUACUAUGAGCAACCAUUUGAACGAAAACUGUCGUAAAUACCUAGAGGAAACAGAAAAAGAGAAUCAUGACUGCUCUGAAUCUGCUUGGGGAGGACAUAUUAAAUGCUGUAUGCCAAGUGGUCUAGAUGGAGAUGUAAGCCUGCUAACGGAUUUGACUCCUGUCCAGCCAUUAGAAAUGAAAUCUGCUGCACAUUUCUCUAUGAAAUACGACAGUAAAAAGGUUGAACAACAGCAACCUGGACCAAGCUCUUCAAAACCCGUGGACGAAAAGUACUCUCGAAGUUGGCUGACGAAACAAAUGUCGCCGGAUUUGAUAGACAAUCUGGUAGAGCUCCUCAAAUGUGGCAAAUCCAACGACGAGUUACAAGGAGAACUUUUUGAUUUCUUGGGUUUCGAUAAAUUUGAGCUGAUUGAGGAGCUGCUGCAAAACCGUAAGCUCAUCAUCGAACGUGUUAAAGCCAUAGCACAGAUAAACGUGUUCAAGGAAAAAGCCGCAAAGAAAUUAGAAGCGAUGCAACAUGCGCCUUCCUACUUAAUGCCUGUGAUGAUACAAUCUGAAUCAGAGAAGCAGUUGCGCAAGCAAGUCAAUAAAGAAGAGAAGAAGUUGAAAAAGUUCCUCAACGCAGUGGGCGGCGAGGAAGAGGAUGAAGAACUCGAUCCUAUGAAGAUGAGACUGAACUAUCAACAAAGUCUUCUAAUGGCAGCCCAAAUGGCACCCUUGUUGGACGAUAGGCCUCCUAGGAUCGUAGCCCCAAGACCCCCAACCCAUGUAAAGUAUCCAAACGUUUUCGAUUCAUAUAGCGAGGCUAAAGCACAUGUCGGAUUCAUUGCUGGUGGGAAACUCAUGCUUCCGGAUAAUGUUGAACGCAACGAUACUAAAGUUUACGAAGAGGUCAAAAUUCCAGCCACCGAGCCACCACCCCUGUCUAUUGGGAACAACCGAAUACAAGUCGGUUCUUUGGAUGAGAUCGGUCAAAUUGCCUUUAAAGGUUGUAAGGAGCUCAAUAGGAUACAGAGUAUAGUUUACCCAGCUGCAUACCAUAGCAAUGAGAAUCUUCUUGUCUGUGCCCCAACCGGUGCUGGUAAAACUAACGUGGCAAUGCUAACAAUCGUCAAUACCAUUCGGCAAUUUGUAGACCAAGGCGUCAUUCAUCGGGAUCAAUUCAAAGUAGUCUACGUGGCACCCAUGAAGGCUCUAGCGGCGGAAAUGACAGCUAAUUUUGGCAAACGUUUAUUACCCCUAGGAAUCUCCGUCCGAGAACUGACAGGCGAUAUGCAACUAACAAAAACCGAAAUGCAGCAAACCCAAAUGAUUGUCACAACUCCGGAGAAAUGGGACGUCGUCACUCGCAAAGGGGCCGGUGAUGUUGCCUUCAUCAGCUUGGUAAAGCUUCUCAUUAUCGACGAGGUUCAUCUGCUUCACGGAGAACGUGGCCCAGUCGUAGAAGCACUUGUUGCUCGUACCCUUCGGCUCGUAGAGUCUUCCCAGAGUAUGAUCCGAAUCGUAGGCCUAUCCGCCACUCUCCCCAACUACAUAGACGUGGCUCGCUUUCUGCGUGUAAAUCCGAUGAUUGGUCUGUUUUUCUUCGACUCACGCUUUCGACCCGUUCCGCUGAGCACCAACUUUAUCGGAGUGAAAUCGCUGAAGGCCCUCCAACAGCUAUCGGAUAUGGACAUUAUCUGUUACGACCGUUGCAUAGAUAUGGUUCGCCAGGGUCAUCAGGUGAUGGUAUUUGUCCAUGCGCGAAAUGCCACUGUGCGAACUGCAACGAUUAUCAAGGAGUUUGCUCAACAGAAGGGUCAUAUACAGCUGUUAACACCAGAAAGUAAUCCUGAGUACGGCAAUGCAAUUAAAGCAAUUUCCAAGAGCAGAAACAAGCAGCUGGUGGAAUUGUUUCAGAAUGGUUUGGCGAUGCAUCACGCUGGAAUGUUGCGGCAAGAUAGGAACUUGGUGGAGAAGUAUUUUGCUGAUGGAAUUAUUAAGGUCCUGGUAUGUACGGCUACCCUCGCCUGGGGCGUGAACCUCCCUGCCCACGCAGUUAUCAUCAAGGGCACGGAAAUAUACGAUUCCAAACAUGGUACCUUUGUGGACUUAGGCAUACUAGACGUUUUGCAGAUUUUUGGACGAGCUGGGCGACCCCAGUUCGAUAAAAGCGGCGUGGGAACGAUCAUAACGACACACGACAAGCUCAACCACUAUCUGUCACUAUUGACGAAUCAAUUCCCAAUUGAGUCAAACUUCAUCCAAUGUUUGGUGGACAAUUUAAAUGCAGAAGUUACGUUGGGCACGAUCAGCAAUGUCGACGAAGCCAUCGAAUGGUUGAGUUACACCUAUCUGUUUGUGCGGAUGCGAAUGAACCCUCAGUGCUAUGGGUUGAACUAUCAAGAUCUUCUGGACGAUCCAACGUUAGAGCGCAAACGUCGGCAGCUGAUCAAUACGGCAGCGAUGGCACUGGACAAGGCACGGAUGGUGCGGUACAACGAACGUACCGGGGAUUUGAACGUCACGGAUUUGGGAAGAACAGCAUCGCAUUUCUACAUCAAGUAUGAUACUGUGGAGGUUUUCAAUGAUAUGCUCAAGCCGAUAAUGAACGAAGCAGAUAUUCUAGCUAUGAUGUCAAACGCGCAGGAGUUUGAACAGCUGAAGGUGAGAGACGACGAGAUGGAUGAACUUGAUGAGCUAACGAGGAUUUGCUGUGAGGUUCCUGUUCGUGGUGGAAGCGAAAACAUUCAUGGAAAGGUGAACAUUUUGAUGCAAACGUAUCUUUCGAAAGGAUUCGUGCGAUCUUUUUCAUUGAUUUCCGAUAUGUCGUACAUUACGCAGAACGCUGUGAGAAUAGCGCGUGCAUUGUUUACAAUUGUUAUUCGACAGAACAAUCCUAUCCUGGCAGGAAGAAUGCUGAACAUCAGUAAAAUGUUUGAACGUCAGAUGUGGGAAUUCAUGACUCCCAUGUAUCAAUUUCCUAUACUAUCGUUUGAUGUGGUGGAGAAAAUUGAGCAACGUGGGCUAAGUGUAUUAGCGUUGAGAGAUAUGGAACUGAAGGAGAUAGGGGACAUGCUUCGGAAUCAUCGACAUGCCCAAGUUGUGAAGCGAUGCGCUGAAGAAUUUCCGUUGUUGGAAAUCGAAGCAUCUCUACAACCCAUCACAAGAACUGUGCUGAGGAUACGAGUGUUUAUCACACCUGCGUUCAAGUGGAAUGAUCGUGUACAUGGUAAAACGGCUGAAUCGUUCUGGUUGUGGAUCGAAGAUCCAGAAAGCAAUUUUAUUUAUCAUUCCGAAUAUUUCCAAAUGACCAAGAAGCAAACUAUGCGUCAAGAAGUUCAGGAACUGGUAAUGACCAUUCCAUUGAAAGAUCCCCUUCCGCCACAGUAUUACAUUCGAGCCACCAGCGACACAUGGUUAGGGAGUUCAAACCUCGUUCCGUUAUCGUUCAAGCACCUCAUUCUCCCGGAAGUACAUCCACCUCACACUGAGCUGCUGCCAUUACAGCCAUUACCUAUCACUGUGCUGAAUAACCGGAAAUUCGAAACGCUCUACAAUUUUACCCAUUUCAAUCCUAUACAAACACAAAUCUUCCACUGUCUUUAUCAUACGGAUAACAAUGUUCUGUUGGGAGCUCCCACCGGAUCCGGUAAAACGAUCGCUGCGGAAAUCGCCAUGUUCCGUGUUUUUAAAACACUCCCCAAAGGUAAAGUUGUUUACAUCGCCCCGUUGAAAGCACUUGUCAAGGAACGAAUCGAUGACUGGAAAAUACGUAUCGAACAGAAGCUGGGUAAAAAAGUCGUUGAAUUAACCGGCGAUGUCACGCCGGACAUCAAAGCCAUUCGGGAGUCACACGUCAUAGUCACAACGCCGGAGAAGUGGGACGGCAUUAGUCGAUCUUGGCAAACACGUGACUACGUGCGAGAUGUGGCAUUGAUCGUAAUCGAUGAAAUCCAUCUACUGGGAGAAGAUCGUGGCCCAGUACUGGAGGUGAUCGUUUCCCGGACAAAUUUUAUCGCUUCGCACACCGAACGUACGCUGCGGAUAGUGGGAUUAUCGACGGCUCUUGCCAACGCUCGAGAUCUAGCAAACUGGUUGGGCAUCGGAAUGAUGGGUCUGUACAACUUCAAGCCAUCCGUUCGACCGGUUCCGCUGUCUGUUCAUAUACAAGGAUUCCCUGGGAAGCACUACUGCCCUCGAAUGGCCACUAUGAACCGACCCGCUUUCCAAGCGAUUCGCCAAUAUUCACCUUGCACCCCUGCCUUGAUUUUCGUGGCAUCGCGCAAACAAACACGCAUUACGGCGUUGGAUUUGAUAGCCUUUCUGGCCGGGGAGGAUAAUCCAAAGCAAUUUUUGCGCAUACCAGAACAGGAAAUGGAUCAGAUUUUGAUGAAUAUUAAGGAUAAUAAUCUUAAGCUGACGCUUGCGUUCGGUAUUGGUAUCCAUCAUGCCGGUCUACAGGAGCGUGACCGUAAAACAGCCGAAGAAUUGUUCCUUCAUCGGAAGAUUCAGGUGUUGAUCGCAACGGCCACUUUGGCAUGGGGCGUGAAUCUGCCGGCACAUUUGGUGAUCAUCAAAGGAACAGAGUUUUUCGACGGGAAGUUGAAGCGGUAUGUAGAUAUGCCUAUUACAGAUGUGCUACAAAUGAUGGGACGUGCCGGUAGACCGCAGUUUGGCAACGAAGGAAUCGCGUGCGUUUUUGUACACGAUGUGAAAAAGAACUUCUAUAAAAAAUUCCUGUAUGAUCCGUUCCCAGUAGAGUCCAGUUUGCUAGAGGUCUUACCGGACCACGUGAAUGCGGAGAUCGUAGCUGGGACCGUACAAACUAAGCAGGGUGUGUUGGACUAUCUGACGUGGACAUAUUUUUUCCGACGAUUGUUACGUAAUCCGGCUUACUACAAACUGGAAGACAUUGAGCAGGCUCAAGUCAAUUAUUUCUUAUCUUCCUUGGUGCAAAACGUACUAGAUACUUUGUUGAGAGCGGGGUGUUUGGAGAUUGCAGAUGACGAUCGCGGGUUGAAUCCGACUUCGAUGGGCAGGAUAUCAUCGUACUAUUACAUGUCGCAUCAGAGUAUGAGGCACUUUGCAGAUCGACUAAGUCACGAUAUGAACUUCGAGGAUCUGUUACGAGCCAUGGUGGAUGCUUGGGAAUUCGAACAGCAACCAGUGCGGCACCACGAGGAUGUGUACAAUACCGAUCUUUCCAAGUUGUGUAGAUUGAAAAUCGAUCCUCUUUCGGUGGAUAAUCCGCACACCAAGGUUUUCCUACUGAUGCAGGCCCAUAUGUCUCGACUGCCUCUUCCUAACUCUGACUAUGGAACAGAUACGAAAUCUGUUCUGGAUCAGUCCAUACGAAUCAUUCAAGCAAUGAUAGAUAUCACCGCGGAACGAGGAUGGCUUGUUAGUACCCUACGCAUUCAGCAACUGAUGCAAUGCAUUGUUCAAGCACGUUGGAUUGACGAUCCAGUGGUUAUGUGCCUGCCAAACGUUGAGUCACACAAUGUCCACGUCUUCAAACAUGUGAAGCUGGACCAUCCAUUCCUAACACUUCCAGCACUCAAGGAAAGGUGUCAUCGAAAGUACGAAAAUCUGGCCGGACCACUACGACAAGAGUUCGAGGAACCUGAAAUUGAGCAAAUUUACAAAGUCCUGUGCUCCCUUCCUUCAAUAAAUGUGCAGCUCUCGAUCCGAGGGCCUCAUAAAGAUGAUUUGAACGCGGAUCGCUCGGUGAAUCAACCACAGACACGCGAAACCUGGAUGGAAAUCUAUGCGGGUCAGGAGUAUGUUUUGAACGUGCAAAUGAUACGAUUGGGCAGUUUCGAAACUUUAAACAUCCAUUGCCCAAAGUUUCCUAAGGGUAAGGAUGAAGGUUGGUUCCUGACACUUGGCCACCAAGCCGAUGCCGAACUAAUAGCUAUGAAACGUUGCACCUACCGUAGCAAUAAGAGUUCCCAUCAGUUGUGUUUCCACGCACCAUGCCGAUUAGGACGCUGCAUAUACACGGUGUAUCUGAUGUCGGACGGCUACAUCGGCCUAGAUCAACAAUAUGACAUUCAUCUGGUCGUUGUGGAACCCCCAAAGAUGAUCAAUGAAUUGAAUGAAGUGGACGAUUGUGACUAUUUUCGACUACAGAAGCUGUGAACAAUUCCACGUGAGCGUCUUAUGGUGAAUACAAAUAGGCUAUUUUCAAAAGGAUUGCUGGAAAUGCUGCCCAUCAAAAUAUGCAGUGAUUGGAAGCAUUAAAAUCAGGUAAAGUUGUUUUUAUGUGAUUCGUUCAUCACCAGCAUAUUGUAUUCCUGUGCUACGUACUACUAGAAGUGGUAUUUGAUAGAUUUGUUUUGUUUAUAAAUAUAAAGUAUUUAUUGCUGGAUAUAGAA